Molecule: messenger RNA, 831 nt
Organism: Parnassius mnemosyne (clouded apollo)
Lineage: Eukaryota; Metazoa; Arthropoda; Insecta; Lepidoptera; Papilionidae
Source: the annotation of a GenBank genome assembly
AUGGCAGCUGAAGUAGGAACGUCACCAUCAACAAUGGCUCAGUUGCAGUCUGUGCAGAAAGUUAUGGCAAUGCCGACAGUAGAAGCUGCAGUUGGGCAAGUGAAUGCAUUCUAUAUCAGAGUAAAGGGUGCUCACUCGCUGUUAGAAUGGGCCCUAUCAACGGCGGAAGCCAGCGUAUCCUUCGCGGCGGCAAAAGCCGCGCCCUACGUGUCGUCCCCACUGGCCGCCGGCGACGCCAAGAUGGCCGCCGCGAUAGACGAGCUCGGUCGCAGAGUACCGCUUGUGAAUGAACAGCCUAAGGUCAUCGUGGAGACUACAAAACAGGCCGUGAUGUCGAGAUUGUCGCCACAUAUUAAUAAGGUGUUCGCAGCACGUGCAGCGGCGGGACAGCGCGUGCAAUCGCUUAAGGAACUCUCUUGGGCAAAGGCCAACGCUCUGCUGUCCACCGCCUACGGCCAAAAGGCACUACACGGUGUCGACAUGGGCGCUUCCUACGCCAUGAAGCUUUUGGAUCAAUAUUUACCACCUGUAGAACCUCAAGAGCAAACUGGUGAAGUAGUUUCAGCGAGCGACGAUCCAGCGCUGCACACUGUGCAGACCGUGGGCAGACUGAGCGCAGUGGCAGCUCGCCGAGUCUGGGCAAAUCUUGCAUCCAAGAUAAAUCAACUUAGAAAGUCGGGUAUUGAAUUAGAUGUACGACGAUACAUCACAGCUUUGUUAGCGGCAGUCCACUUGACUAAGAUGACCAAUGAACAGCAGGAACAAGAAAACGAGUCUAAGGAACCCAACCCCGCCGAACCAGCACCUAACGCUAAUCAAGCUCCUGCUUGA